Molecule: messenger RNA, 822 nt
Organism: Abrus precatorius (Indian licorice)
Lineage: Eukaryota; Viridiplantae; Streptophyta; Magnoliopsida; Fabales; Fabaceae
Exons: 3
Coding region: 49-735 (228 amino acids)
Source: RefSeq, a predicted model, not a curated record
AUUUCCUCCAAUGACGUGUGUGUGAAUAGAUCUGAGAGUUAUGCAAUAAUGGAGAGUCUAACAGUAACGGCUGAGGAUCUUCCAACCCUCGGAGGAAUCGCAACGGUGUCGCUUUUGCAUUCUUUCAUUCCCACCCAUUGGCUUCCCUUCUCCGUCGUCGCUCGUGUCCAGAAAUGGACUCUCUCCAGAACUCUUCUCGUUACUGCAUUAGGAGCAAUUUUGCAUGUAAUAUCCACUGCACUUCUUGGUAUAACUGCAAUUACCAUGGCAAACACCAUCGCCGGUGAAGAAACAGUUCAUAAGAUUGCGUCACUUUUGCUAGUGUUUCUUGGUGGUAGUUAUAUUCUGUUGUUUUUGACUGGAAAGGGUGGCCACAGUCAUUCACACAAUCAACCCAUGGAGAAAAUGGCUGUUGCUGGCCUUGUUCUUGUUCCUGCAUUGUCUCCUUGUGCCACAACACUUCCGGUAUUUCUUGCUGUUGGAAAUUCAUCUUCCAUGAUGGUGCUCGCCAUCAUAGUGCUACUAUUCAGUACAAUAACUGUAAUGACUUCACUGGUAGCAUUAUCAUUCUAUGGAGCCAGUCAGCUGAAGUUUCACUGGAUAGAGCGGUAUGACAAACUCCUUGUUGGUUCAGUGCUGUGUUUGGUUGGGGUUUUGACUCUAAUUUUUCAUGACCAUGAUGGAGAAUUAAGUUCUAAAGGAAAGCAUUCACAUAUGAAGAUUAUUUCCCUAUGAGAUUUAUAAAUGCAUGUCCUGAAAUCAUUUUUGUGCAUCAGACAACAAUAUUGCUUUAUGAAGAUCGAUAUGGUUAAAGUGGAUAUC